Molecule: messenger RNA, 1443 nt
Organism: Lecanosticta acicola
Lineage: Eukaryota; Fungi; Ascomycota; Dothideomycetes; Mycosphaerellales; Mycosphaerellaceae
Source: the annotation of a GenBank genome assembly
AUGGCUCUUGCAACGAUCUGCAGCAGCACGUCAAAUCAGCACGAUUUCAUGGGGUUCAUUGUCGAUCACAAACUGCGUCGCGGAAGCGGGGAGGAGGCAAAGAAGGCCGCCAGUGAGCUUGAGCGACUUAAUAUUCGAGCACAGAUCCUCGAGUUAGACUGGGGCGCUUACGGUGAUCUGAAGACCCUCACGAAUCUUGAGACGAUUGCGCGAAGACUUCGUUACCAGGCUCUGGGUAGAGCGUGUUACCGACAGGGCAUUCAACAACUCCUGGUCGGACACCACGCGGAUGAUCAAGCUGAGACGGUGCUUUCGAGGAUUUGUGCGAAUUAUUUGGGGACUGGAUUGCAAGGCAUUCAGAUCGUUGCCAAUAUCCCCGAAUGUCGGGGAAUUUAUGGUGUCGACCAUUCUGGAAUGCCAAGGACUUAUGUCGACCCCAAAGGUGGCACUGAGAUCGUCAUUGAGGAUGGAGGUGUGAAGAUUCUAAGGCCAUUGCUGAACUUUUCGAAAAACCAACUGGUCCGUGUCUGCGAAGAGGCCAACACAACUUGGUUUGACGACAAGACAAAUUCAGAUACUAGUCUGACUGUGCGGAACACACUGCGACUACUACUGAAGCAGAAUCUUCUUCCAAGAGCAUUGAAGCAGGACAGCCUCUGCCAGCUAGCAACGCGGAUGGUCCAGCGUAACGAGCGUGUGCGACAACGAGCGGCUCAACUGUUAGAGGAUACCUCGAUCAAUAUGCUGUGGCGAUCUGGAGGCGUCGAAUGUUCCCUGAAUUCCUUGCACAGAUAUCGAGAUGAGAGCGAGUCCGUCAAAGCCGUUAUUUUACGAAAGCUUUUAUGCCUUGUCCGGUCAGACAAAGACAUAUCGCUGAAGGAUCUGGAUCAUGCUGUCGAAUUUGUCUUUCCUGAGAAUCAAAAGGCUUAUGCGAUUAGAGCAGGAAUCACGAUCUCGGGCGUCUACAUGCAAAUAAAAUCCGCAGGUGCUUUGGAGGAUUCGGAAUCCCCAAAGCUGGUACUCGAGAUGCUUCGCCAACCAAGGCCAAGAUCCGAGCAGACAGAGUUAGAUUUGGGAGCUCGCGAGCACUACAACGAGGAAGACGGCUUAUUCUGGACACAAUGGCAUUUGUAUGAUGGUCAAUACUGGAUUCGUGCUGCAAGCAUUGAGGAGUCGAGCAAAGCAAAGCGUUAUAGGGUCUUAGUCCGAGACCUAUCAGACAAACCAGCAGGAAUCAUGAACAGUGAUGAUUGGCACGACAUAAAGCGAACAGUUGCGCUUCCUGAUUACAUCCGCCGGCAGCUCCCUACAAUUCUGCUCGAUCAGAACGGACAGCAUAAGCUGCUAGCUUUGCCUUCCGUUGAUUACAGGAAGCGGAAGCCUGGUCCAACAGUCCGCAAUUACACGUGGCAGAUAAGAUAUCAGCAUGUCCGAUUACCUUGA